This is a messenger RNA of Meira miltonrushii, 2244 nucleotides long. RefSeq lists its product as uncharacterized. Gene Ontology annotation, biological process: regulation of transcription by RNA polymerase II. The transcript has 2 exons. The coding region runs from base 312 to 1976 and encodes 554 amino acids. Lineage: Eukaryota; Fungi; Basidiomycota; Exobasidiomycetes; Exobasidiales; Brachybasidiaceae. The record is from RefSeq and is a predicted model, not a curated record. Gene Ontology annotation, molecular function: DNA-binding transcription factor activity, RNA polymerase II-specific; RNA polymerase II cis-regulatory region sequence-specific DNA binding.
UGCGUGUGUGUAUGCCUGUCUGCCCUUUUGAACCAAUUUCUGCAAACCACCUUUUGUGCACUUCCUUUUUUUUCAUGUACAUUGAUCGCAAUCGAAUUAAGGACCCUCACUUCUUUUCGUCAUACCUUCGUCAUCGUUGAUUAAAAGGAUUCCAUCAAAAUACGCACAUCAUCCAAAUCAAAAGAUCGAAGCUAUCGAUAAUAAGGUUUUAGUCACUUUUCAUUCAGAUCUGACAGGGUAUUUCGAUCAUAAAGUGCAUUCGCACCCUCUGUCAAUAACCAAGGAACGCGCCGAUCACAAAUUUCACAAAAAUGGCAGCACCAUCAACAUCGGAAAUGACAGGCAAAGAUACAGCAGGACCAUCUCGUCCAGCCGCAAGACCGAGCACACAAGCUUCUCGACAUCAUCUAGAGCCAAAUCCAUUCGAACAAUCAUUUUCAUCCAAACCGGGAAGAUCGGAAUCGCCUGAAAUUGGAAGGACAAGCAAAGGGCCAAAGAAGGCCACUCAAAAGUCUACGAAAUCAGAAAGUGGUGUAGAAGAUGGAAGUGAAGAUAAAAAGAAAGAAGGUCCACAAACGCCAAACGGAAAUGGAUCAUCUUCAUCUAAACGAAUCCUGCCCCCUGUAGCCAGUAUCGCAUCUCCGGCUGGUCAAGAAAAUGGAAUGCAUUAUCCAUGGGGAUCAUCGUUGACUGGAUCGCUACGAGCUGGUCCAUUGUCACCUGCUAUGUUGGCUGGACCGCAAAAUUCAUUCGACCCGAACUCCUUCCGUACCGGAUUAACGCCAGAUUUGACAAACUUCAAGACAGGCUUAACACCAUUAGGUGGUGCUCCUGGCUCUUUCCCUCCUCCAAGUCCAAACACUGCUGCUUUCCUCGCCAUGGUCACAAAUGGCAGCGGUCCCGGUUUAUCCGGAGCAACGAUUACUCCAAACACUUUCUCAGCUUUGAGUGGUAAUCCGAUUGAUAUUCACGCCAACAAUCAUCAAGUCUUGGCAUCACAACCUGAAGCUUCAGGAAGCAACGAUGGACGAAAUGGUUCUCAACACAACGGAGAGGAAGAUAGGCAAAAUUCGCGAAACUCCAAAUCGAAAGGAAAUGAGGGAGCAAAUGGAAAAGGAGACGGCCAGGUAGCCAGUGGACUAUUCCUGCUCAGUCAAGCACAACAAGAACUUGCUAAACGAGAUGAUGGUUCGGUGGACAUGUCGAAUGUACAGAAUCUGUACAACAAUGCGCCGAUGCAUCAUCAGAAUGGUAUUCACGGAUCACCGCCACAACAGCCAAAGAAUGGAAAGCGUAAAUCAGGUCUUGACGGAAAACAAUUCUCGUCAAAGAAGAGCAAGAAUGGAAAAGACGAACUUGCAGGUGGCUCUCCUGAAAGUGAUGAACUGGUGGAUGAGAUGAACAAGAAUUUCAGAUCAGGAGCCAGUAGUCACGAGAGUAAUGCUGACGAUUUCGGAGGAGAUGAUGAUGAAAAACGAAAGAAUUUCUUGGAACGAAAUCGACAAGCUGCACUUAAAUGUCGUCAACGUAAAAAAGCAUGGCUUGCAUCUUUACAAGCAAAAGUGGAAUAUUUGCAAUCGGAUAAUGAUAAUUUGCAAGGAACGGUUGCUGCUUUGCGAAAUGAAGUGAUGUUUUUGAAAUCUCAAUUGAUGCACGCUCAAAGACAAAUGGCAAACCAUGGCGUACCAAAUGCAGGACAAAUGUCGGGCGGAAAUGAUCAAAUGGGAAGACAUAGCGUAAGUGGGCAGAUGGGUAUGCCUGGAAACAUGCUUCCGACUGGCAUGACUCAGGUUCCUCAUAGCAACAUUCAUGCAAUGGCAGCGGCAGCAGCAGCAGCUACUUCAAAUGCAAACAUGCUCGGAAAUGGUCAAUACCAACAAAAUCAUAUUCCCAGACAAUCCCAUAUUCCAGGACAUGCUGGACCGCAGUACAGUGGCGGAAAAGCACAUCGUCAAAAUUCCAUUCAUGCCGUUUGAGAGAAGGGUUUCAAACGACAAGGAGAACCUCUUUCGAAAUUCUAUAAUUUGUAUAUUGACCAAAAUUUGUACCUAAAUGCGUGUGUAUAAUUGCGCUUUAAUCUCUCUUUUUCUUUUCUCUCUCUCUAUUCAUAUGACGAUUUGACAUCUCAUUGAUGCUCUCAUAUACAUUUAUAAUCGUUUCUUUCUUUCACCCCAAUGUAUAAAAGUCACUGUGGAUUAAGCAUUCAAUAUCAAUCGAUGAGUGCUUUGUAUAAUUGAAUGGAAG